This is a messenger RNA of Necator americanus (New World hookworm), 393 nucleotides long. RefSeq lists its product as uncharacterized. The record is from RefSeq and is a predicted model, not a curated record. NCBI's taxonomy places the organism in Eukaryota, Metazoa, Nematoda, Chromadorea, Rhabditida, Ancylostomatidae. Bases 1 to 393 code for a protein of 130 amino acids. Gene Ontology annotation, biological process: ubiquitin-dependent protein catabolic process. The transcript has 5 exons.
AUGGACGCCAGAGUUAUCUCUAGAGGGUUUCGACACAGUAAUCUCCUUUCCGUGACAAACGAGUCUUGCGGGCCGAUCAUGAAUCGGGAUCCUAUCCAAAUUCCGUUUCCAGUGCAUGAAUUCGAGAAGUUUCUUUUUGCUAUCGCAAUGAUGAAACAUGAGCGCGACCUAGGAGUGUUCGACCCUAGCGAUCUGUGUACAAUACUAAAGCUUGCCGACUACUUCGAAUCCCUGAAUCUGAUGCAGCGUGUCUUCUCACAGAUUAAUGCACAUCUAAAAGGGAAGACUCCUUCGGAAAUAUGUGAGGCUUUCAACAUUCGCAGCGAUUUCAAUCAUUCUCAAACAAAUCAGAUGAAACGGGAGGGUUUGUGGCACUUCAACACCUCAUCUUAG